AUGGAGCCUGCUACGAAGCCUGAGAAGCGAGGUCUAAUGGCUAUAUCAGAGCGAUCAGAUUCCUCUGAGGCUGAGAACAAAGUUACAGCAGGAACCGCUCAAUCACUGAGGCAGUCAGCACCCUCUUUGCUGAGAAGGGUCGGUGCGCCGAUAGCUCUUCUUCUUGUACCUACCCUUUACAUAGUCCUCGUCUCAAUGGUUUUCUACUUUCACAACAAGGAACAAAGCUCUUUCGGCGAUACAGUAAUUGAAAUCCUUCAAAUUGCCUCUACACUGUGGCCUGUUACAUUCGCCGCUGUGCUAGGGCCAUUUCUUAAGACUGUCGCACUACUGAAAGCUGAGAGGGGCACGACAUUAACUUCUCUCGAAUUUCUCCUUACCAGUCAGACAACAGCUGCCGCAUUAGUAAACCUUCUAACACUCAGAAGAAUCAAAGAAGUGACCGCUGUUGUCGUUGCUGCAGUCUGGCUAUUGGGCCCCCUAGGAGGUCAAGCAGCCCUUCGCUCCAUCCACAUACAGCACAACAUCAACACUACACAGACACCAGCCCUUCACUAUCUUGGUAAUAACCAGAGUGAAAUCGAGGCAUAUUAUAGUCAUGGAGCUUAUGUACACUACGGCGCAUCGAUAAGGUCAAACUUCAUUGCUGGAAUGCGGGGUAUCUACUCUGCCCCAUUCUCCAGUCCUGAUAUUCUAGUCUUACAUGCCAAUACCAGCAGUCCCAACUUUGACAAUGUCAUCAAGGAACUUGGGGGUACAGCCCAGGCACCUCGCCUUGGGUACCGAGACUUGUGGCGCAAUGUACGUGUGCCUUUCCUUGAGCCUUUACCUGGAUAUGACGACGAGAAUCCUACAUCAUGGGUCACAGUCCCAUUGGACGAGAUUGUGCCUUAUGUAUCUCUCAUAGGGCUUCCAAUUCGAACCCCAUUUCUCAAUGGAGCUGGCAACUUAACCAUGACACUGGGUCAAAAACGGUUCCACGUCCCUGUUUUCCAUAACACAACCUCCCCCGUCCGAUUAGCUUUGCAGUCUUACGAAACCAUCUUUUCAGGUUUCGAAAGUAACAAAGGCAACCAGAACAAAAGUGUCAGGGGCUACCCGAACAUCUGGUUUGACAUUGCAAAUACAUCUGCAGCACGUCAACAACUGAAAACGAGAGGUGUCCAGCUUGAGGCGCAUUCUAAUCUUCAGCUUGUUCUAGGGGGCGAGUGUGUAUUUUGUGCUGUAAGCCCUUGCAAGGAGAUUACGAGAUUGAGGCUUUGCGAUAUUAGUAUCUCAUAUACCGAGAUGGCAAUAGGAUGCACCAGAGUAACUCCUGAUGCCGACCUUAUAUGUCGAGCCGUCCGCAUACGGCGAGCGCCUUUUCACCCCAACCAGGGAAACUUAACGGCCCUGUCUUCUUUGCGUAUGGCCCAGAGUGUUUUGUUCGAUAUCCCAUUCACCGGCGCAACUGAACACGGAGGUCAAAAGGGGCCAAGCACCCUGGCAUAUUAUCUAAGAGACCCAACGAGCACACUGAGCCGCCAGGGUAAUAGGCCUUGGAACACAACACUCGACCGUGACAUUCAGGGCUGCUACACCCAUACAUCUGCACGACUUCUAGAAAGACGGCUUGCCACGGUUUUGAAUACCUUUGUUGUGGCAUCCUAUAACCUGACUGCUCUGACCGGUGGCGAUGGAGUCAUUAUAGAAGAUGUUGAGUUUCCUUGGAAGAGCAGUACAGCGACCUGGACUCAGUUUGCGAAACGCACCUACGCGGUCGAUUGGUUGUGGCUUAGCGUUACAGUUAUCUCCACGGCGGCGUUGGUUAUCUGUGCAGUUGCCAACGUGAUCAUUCGAUGGCGAAUUCGGGCACCAGAUUUCCUCACUGGUGUACCUGGCUUGACGAGGGAUACUCCGUUCGUUAAUAUCUCGAAUCAGGCUGGAAGUGGUUUUAGUGGUGAGGAUCGUUUGAAGGUUUUUGGGGAUGUUCAGGUUUAG
Molecule: messenger RNA, 1980 nt
Organism: Fusarium coffeatum
Lineage: Eukaryota; Fungi; Ascomycota; Sordariomycetes; Hypocreales; Nectriaceae
Exons: 3
Coding region: 1-1980 (659 amino acids)
Source: RefSeq, a predicted model, not a curated record